Messenger RNA from Aspergillus mulundensis, 2898 nucleotides. RefSeq lists its product as uncharacterized. The record is from RefSeq and is a predicted model, not a curated record. Lineage: Eukaryota; Fungi; Ascomycota; Eurotiomycetes; Eurotiales; Aspergillaceae. Gene Ontology annotation, molecular function: RNA binding; 3-hydroxyisobutyrate dehydrogenase activity; NADP binding. Gene Ontology annotation, cellular component: mitochondrion. The transcript is spliced from 11 exons. Gene Ontology annotation, biological process: L-valine catabolic process. The coding region runs from base 1 to 2898 and encodes 965 amino acids.
AUGGGCUACAAUAUGGCCAAGAAUUUGCACGCCAAAAUUCCUUCCAAUGAUACGCUGAUCGUUCGUGAUGUAAACGAAGAAUCAACAGCACGCUUUGUUCGAGAGGCCCAGGAAACUGCCAAGAGCGCUGGUGCCGGUACUGUUCUGCCAGAGGUUAUAGUUGCUGAUAAUGCGAGGGAAAUUGCGGAGAAGUCGAGCGUGAUAAUCACUAGCCUUCCGGAGCCUCAGCAUGUCAAGGACGUUUUUUACUCAAUGAUUCGGCAAGGCACCCUGCCCGCCCUUGACAAGGAACGCGUAUUCAUCGAUACUUCGACCAUCGAUCCGGCCUCCACCAAGGAGAUUGCGAAUGCGAUUCAUUCAACAUCGCAAGGCCGAUUUGUCGACGCACCCGUUUCAGGUGGCGUUGUGGGCGCUCGCGCUGGCACUCUAUCUUUCAUGUUUGGAGCAUCGUCUCGAACGGGGGAACUCGUGGACCGAGUCAAGGCCAUCUUGCUCCUCAUGGGGAAAAAGGCAUGGCACAUGGGUGGCGCCGGAACUGGCGUCUCGGCCAAACUCGCCAACAACUACAUCUUAGCGAUUAAUAAUAUCGCAACGGCAGAGGCGAUGAACCUGGGGAUGCGCUGCGGACUCGACCCUAAAGCGCUGGCAGAACUGGUCAGCGCUUCCACUGGCCGGUGCUGGCCCAUGGACGUUAACAAUCCUGUUCCCGGCGUGAUCGAGAGCUCACCCGCUUCGCGUAACUACGAAGGUGGAUUUGGGAUCAGUCUCAUGAACAAGGACUUGCGGCUAGCCCUCACUGCUGCGAAGGAGUCUGGUACUCCAUUAGCUCUGGCGGAGGCGGCUCGUGUUGUGUACAGUGUGGUGGAAGCUGAGCAUCGAGUCCAUUUUCUGUUCGUUGCUGGGGUUGAUGUCUCUCCUGGCUCCUUUACACCAUCGACCCUAGAUCAUACAUACUCCAAGCCAGUCUCGGCCAAUCUAGGUGCACUACAAAGUUGUUUCUCCUUCUCGCUUGCCGCUGUCUCUCAAGCGUUAGGCUCUAUCGUUGUGAACUGUUAUUCCAGACUCCUAGCGAUGCCUGCCCAGACCCAGCAGCAGACUGCUCCCGAAAACGGCCCGACUCAGGCUAGUCACAACGGACAGUUUACCCAUAAUAACCGCGGUGCAUAUACUGGCGGUCAUCAGCAAGGUAACCGUCCUGACCUGGCUUCCCUUUUCAGCGGCAUGAACAUCCAGAAUCAAGGUGCCGGUGGCAAGUACAACACCCUCAAGGGAGGAUUGCCCGUCGCCAUGCCUCCGCCUUUGGAGCUUGCUGGCCCUCGUUCCUACAACAACCAGAUCGUCCUUCUUCCCAACGGCAAUGUCUUUCAAGGUCUUCCUCAUGCUCCGAUGUCUCCGUUUCCCCAAGGUGCUCUCCCCGGACACGACCAAUUGGGCCAGAUCCCGUAUUUGCCCAACGCCAUGUAUCCUGGCAUUGCUCCUGGCUGCGUUCCGCCAGCUAUGCAGGGUUACCCUUUCCCAUAUCACCUCAUGAGCUGCGACAUGCAGGACCCCACCGGUCAGAAGCGGAGCCACUGGGCUGGCAACGACGAACAAAAGGGAGCAGGCCCCUCGGUGUCUGACGGUAGCAAUCAAAGUGAAUUCUUUGGUGCCCUUCCAGGUCUCGAUGGCUCCACGCUUUCGGGCUACGCGAUGAACAACAUCCCUCAGGCAGGACAAAGCAACCUGCAACUCCAGAUGAUGAAAACCCCCACCGGCUACAUACUGCAGGACCUUGAGAGCUUGGUUCAGCAAGAGCCUGCUAUUCCCAGGGCCGUCCCCGCCAUGUGGACGAAUCCCACCGACUUGACCCUUGCCAAGUGCCUUGAGAACCGCGAGGGAAUCACCAACGUCUACAUCCGAGGCUUCCUCCCGGAGACCACUGAUGAGAUGCUGCAUGCUUACGCUGGUCGCUUCGGUAAGAUAGACCGUUGCAAGGCAAUCGUCGAUUUGGACACUGGUCUCUGCAAAGGGUUUGGUUUCGUCCAGUAUUACAACUUCGAGUCUUGUGAGAAUUGCAUUCGAGGCUUUUUCUACCUUGGCUACCAGGCUAGCUUUGCUCAGAAAUCCCGCAACUCCCGCUUGAAGGAUCUUGAGGACAGGUCGUCGACCAAUAUCUACUGCACCAACAUCCCCAUUGACUGGACCGAGGCAGACCUUCGCCGCCACUUUGAGCCCUACCGUGUUGUCUCCGAGAAGAUCAGCCGUGAUGAGAAGACCGGUGUUAGCAAGGAGGUCGGAUUUGCUCGUUUCGAGACCCGCGAGAUUGCCGAGAAGGUCCUGGGCGAGUACCACAAUAUCGUCGCCGAGGAUGGUGUCAAACUGCUUCUCCGCUUCGCCGACACCAAGGCCCAGAAGCUCCUCAAGCAGCAAAGCAACGAGCGUCGUGCCUAUCGCGCCGGCGAGUACAACUACUCCGUCGAAGUGGUGCAGGGUUCGACUCCGUCUCCGUCCCUCCAUCGUCUCCAGCAGACGGUCUCGCACAUCAGCCCUACCUCUCAGAUCAGCUAUGUGUCUCCUGUUGGAGUCGGUGCUAACUGGACUCCUGCAACGUCUAUUUCCCCAUCGGUUCCGCUGGCCAAGAAUCCAGCCGGCAACAUGCGCUACAACUCUUGGUCCUCCAAGAAUAGCCCCGCUCCCCUCGACACCACACCGAUGUAUAGAGGCCGGCUUGGAUAUUCCAACCGAGGCAACUGGACCGACAACAGUGGCUCCUCGAAGACUGUGAUGCCGAGCACUCCCUGUGCCGAGCCUCGUUCUGAGAGAUCGAGCCCUCACAAGGAGAACAUCAAGGCAGGUUCCCUGUCUCCGAUCUCCUCGCGCAGAGAGAUCAUCGUCAACUCCCCACGCUCCGUCAUGUGA